This is a messenger RNA of Chironomus riparius, 4085 nucleotides long. The record is from the annotation of a GenBank genome assembly. Lineage: Eukaryota; Metazoa; Arthropoda; Insecta; Diptera; Chironomidae.
GCAAAAGUGAGAAGGCAAAAAAAAUAACAUGGCAGGAGACGAACGAGUAGCAAACAAAUGAAAUGUGUUGUAAUGUCUAAAGUGAAUGUUGUAUUGUAGAGAAAUGUAAGGAAAAUAUACAACAAAAGUGUAAUCGUUGGAAAAAAAAGAAAGCUUUUUGUGCUGUGAAUUGUGAAAAGAAGAAAAUUGAGAGUAACAAAAGAAAUGAGUGAAAAGAGCAAAAAGUGUAACAUUAUUUAAAAUGAUGUAGGCUAAACGACGGGGGUGCAAAAUUACCCUUUUUUAUUAUUUUUCAUUUCUUCAGCACUCACCCCAGUCCAAAAAAAAAAGUAUAAAAAUCAUUUUUCUACCUCACCUCACAUCUCCCUCCACCGACGAAAUAAAAUCAGCAGCUGCUUUUUGUGAGUGCUCGCGCGGCUGCUUAACAUUUUCGUUUUACGGUGAAAAAUGAUUUUGAAAAUUUAUGAUAUUGUGGAGCUCACGACGUUUAUGCUUUUGAAGCUUGUGUUGUUUUUAUGUCUGGCACAAGGAUACACAAAGAAUGAUAAAGAAAAACUUGCUCCCAUAACAAACGUUGAGGCAAUUGAGGGACAACAGACUCAUCUUUAUUGUCCAAUGGCAACACCAAAUGGUGAUCGGAUUAAUAUGGUCCUUUGGUUCAAGGAUGAUGUUGGUGUGCCGAUUUAUCGUUUUGAUGUUCGUGGAAAAUCAAUGUCUGAUGCGACAGAAUGGUCGGAUGCUACCGUAUUUGGAACUCGUGCCAAAUUUAUUACACAGUCUGAACCAGCAUUUUUAGAGAUAGAUGACAUUAAGCGACAUGAUCAAGGCAUUUAUCGAUGUCGAGUGGACUUUCAAACUAGUCAAACAAUUAGUUUAAGAUUUAACCUAACAGUGAUAAUUUUGCCGGAAAAUCCGAUUAUUUUGGAUCGUUGGGGUCGCAUUAUAAAUAGAACAACCAUUGGACCAAUGGAGGAGGGCGAUGAUGUUAUUCUUUCAUGUCGUGUAGUAGGAGGACGACCCCCACCAGAUGUGUCGUGGUUUUUAAACGGCGAACUCAUUGACGACGAAUUCGAGCAUAGUUCUGGCAAUAUAAUAGAGAAUCGUUUACUGUGGCCUUCAAUUCAACGACACGAUUUGUAUUCGGUAUUCACGUGUCGUGCUGUCAAUACGAAAACAGUAGCGCCUAGAGAAAAGCGUUUAGUAUUAGAUAUGUACCUAAAACCAAUUUACGUGAAUAUUCUCAACAGUUCGUUAACACUUGUUGCGGAUAGAAAGUACGAAAUUCAUUGUGUAACAUCAGGGUCGCGUCCUGAUGCAAUUAUUACAUGGUUUAAAGGCAAAAAGUCAUUGAAGAGGAUACGUGAUUAUAGCAAAAACAAUGAGACCACAUCAAUACUCAAUUUCGUACCAUCGAUUGAGGAUAAUGGGAAGAUGAUGACGUGUCAUGCUGAAAAUCCUAAUGUUGCUGGCAUGUCUGUUGAAGAUAGUUGGAAUAUGAGUGUCUUUUAUCCACCAGUAAUAUCAUUAGAACUCGGCUCAAAAUUGCAACCCGGUGAUAUAAAAGAAGGCGACGAUGUCUAUUUUGAAUGUAAAAUUGAAGCAAAUCCAAAAUUCCGUAAAUUACAAUGGCUUCAUAAUGGACGACCAUUAAAAACAAAUAGCAGCACGAAAAUUGUCAAAUCAAAUCAAAGUUUGGUGCUACAGAAAGUUACAAGAUUCUCAGCUGGAAAAUAUUCAUGUUCUGCACUCAACUCCGAAGGCGAAACAGUGAGCAAUGAAUUUUUAUUGAAAGUAAAGUACGUACCAAUUUGUGCCACUGACAAAAUGAUGAUUGUUGGAGCGACAAAAGGCGAAAAUGUUCAACUGAGUUGCGAUGUGAAAUCGUAUCCGUUACCGAAAAAGUUUCAUUGGAAAUUUGAAAAUUCUGAAGAGUCGGUGGAAAUUGAUUCAAGUAAAUUUUUCAACAAUGGAACGAAGAGUUUAUUGAGUAUAUCGACAGCCACAGAUCAUGAUUACGGGAGCUUCUCAUGCUGGGCGAAGAACGAGAUUGGAGUACAAGCAUCACCAUGUAUAUUUCAACUAAUUCUAGCUGGUCCACCUUCACCUGUUACAAAUUGUUCGUGGACAAAUGAGUCUGAAUCAUCACUUGUUAUUAAUUGUAGUCCUAAUUAUGAUGGUGGACUCAAUCAAGCUUUUAUUUUAGAAGUUUCAUCACUGAAGCAUAAAGUUCAAUUAUUUAAUAUAAGCAACACAAACGAACCGACAUUUAGGUUCGAUCCAAAUCGUAGAAUAUUCGAAAGAUUUCAAAAUUCAUCAGAAAAUGACAUCCUACGUGUCAGCGUAUAUGCACGAAAUCAAAAAGGCAGAAGUGUAGGAAUUUUUAUCACAGAAUUUCAUCUCGGAAAUUACAAACGUAGUUCAAGUGAUCUCAAAGAGUCAUCAUCAACAUCACCAAUAGUCUUAGGAAUAUUUUUUACACUACUCAUCAUCGGAUUGACAAUCAUAGCGCGACUAUUUUGGAAAUCGAGAAAGAUAAAGAAGGAAGUUGUGAAGGAGGAUAAAUAUAAUAUGGAAUCUAGAUGCUCAUUACUCAAACAGGAUAAUUUUGCGUCGGAUGCUUUCUCAAGUCCAAAAUUCAAGCCGACAGGCACGAGCAUAAAAACGAGAGGGAAAAUUGAGACUAUAGAUGAUGAACAGGAUCCAGAUCUCAUACCACACUAUCCACGUCUCACAAACAUUCAUCAAGAGGAAUUGAUACCAAUGAAUUCAGAUCCAUCAUUUCUUAAUCGUGAUAGACAUAAGAAUGCAGCAAAUGAUUUUCUUCAUGAUGUUGAAAUCAAUUUUAAUGGACUGCUUAUGAAUGGAAAAGUACCCGAGAGUUGUGUAUGAAAUUUACUUCUUUUUAUUCUUUUUUAAUUUAUAAAAAAAAAUUGCUUCCUUUUUGUUUUGUUUGCGUAGCUGUUGAGUUGUGAAUUCAAUUUCAUUGUUCAACUGCAAUUGGGAAUUUAGCAAUAGAGUUUGGAGGGGUUGUUCAUAAAUGAUGGUAAAUGAAUUCAGGUUUAAGACUUAUGGAACUCGAUUUUUCCACAAUACUGCAGUUUUCAGCUAGCUUUCGAGUUCUGCAGUGGAAAAUGUAUAAGUUGAGAAAUCAUAGUCAAGGAUUAUGAACAGCAAGGCUAAGCUUCAAGGUCUACCCUAUGAUAAAAAAUUAUUUCGAUGACCUACGUUAUGGGAUAUAAAUAAAAUCAAUUUGAGAUUAAGUUAGAGUGUCCUGGUAGUUAUAGAAACCAGGACUAGUUCCACAGAUAUUUUCUAAAAUAUCCCAACAAUAGGCUUCGAUUCUGAGCCUUUUAUUAAGCUAUUUAACGUGAUGCAAAUCGAGUAUGAGAUUGAAAUGUUUAUUUUAAACAAUUCAGACCAUUUUGGAACAGUUUCUGCGUGGGUGGUCGACUACCAUGAUGGUUCUAUUGCACUCUUACAAUUACGAAUUCUUAUUCAUUCACACAAUCUUUAUGAUUAGUCUGUCCAUCAGUUUUUACCGGUUGGUCAAAAAGCGUAACAUGUCCUGAUUUCAGCUCUAAAAAAGUGGGACAAACCGAAUUUUCAAGCAUUUUCCAAGAAAAAUAGUUUUAAAAUAGCGGGACAUUAAGGAUUUUAGGCAGGACAUUGUUUAGAAAAGCAGGAUUGUCCCUCUCAAAAGUGAGCAGUAGCACAGCUUAUUUAUAAUGGACACCAUAAGUGAACAACCCCUUUUAUUGUGUUUGAAAAAAUCGCAAUUAACCCACUUUUAAAGAAUCAUCUUUUGUUCCACAAAAUAAGUUUACUCAUUAAUAAUGAAUCGCAGAACAAACACAAGUGGGAUUUCCGUUGAAAAAUUGAUGAAAAUAAUUUUUCCUACAUUUUUUCAUUCUGAAACCUUUUCGAUAAAUUAAUCAUAAUUUUGCGUUCUUUUUCUCGAGAAACCCAAUUAAAUAUCAAAUGUUGAGAUAUCUUUUUUAUAAGAAGCUUUCAUGUUUAUAAUAAGAGAUUGUACAGAUAUGAACAAAAAAAGAAAUAAAAAACAAAGUAUGGCAUCUGAAAGGAUG